AUGACUGACUGUAAAGUGUCGUUGCUCGGUGCCGAUUAUCACGAUAAAUUUGAUCCACGGAUGUACUUGCAGUUGAAAGAGCGGUAUUUAGAAGUAGAUAUGGAAUUCCAUCGACAACUGCAUUAUUCAUGCAAGCAAGGGAUGUUCAAAGGUGAACGAUUAUUGGAGCUCGGUGAAGGACCUGGUAUAUCUCGUCUUAUUGCAGCCACCACAUACUUCUCAGAGAUCGUAUUCUCUGAUUACACCGCCUCGUGUAGAGAGGAAGUGCGUAAAUGGAUUGAGAAUCGAGAAGAUGCUUAUGAUUGGUCUCGUCAUUUUAAGUUUGUCGCUGAUUUGAAAGGGAAUGGGUUAGUCACUAUGAUUCCAGAUCCAUUAGAACCCAUCACCUGUGACCCGUUUGAUGGCAUCAUCGUUGCCAGUUGUCUCGAAGCAGCGUGUCCAGAUAUUGCUUCAUUUGAGAGCAGCGUGAAGGCAGUGUCUUCUAUACUGAAACCUGGAGGUGUGGUUAUUCACUGGGGACGGUUAGGUGGUAAUUUCUGCAAAGUUGGAGAUGCACAGUUCCAUGCACUCACGACAACGGAGGAAAUAGUCAGGGAAGCUUACAAACAGGCUGGAUUCACAAUGAUACACAGCGUCAACGUUGGAAAUGGUGGAGACGAUUUACAGCAUCUUGCGGAUGCAAAGAACUAUUUAUUUAUAGUGGCAAGAAAACAAAAUGUCACCCACGAUUGA
Molecule: messenger RNA, 732 nt
Organism: Saccoglossus kowalevskii
Lineage: Eukaryota; Metazoa; Hemichordata; Enteropneusta; Harrimaniidae
Product: nicotinamide N-methyltransferase-like
Cellular component (GO): cytosol
Molecular function (GO): N-methyltransferase activity
Source: RefSeq, a predicted model, not a curated record